AUGAAAUUCACCCUCGCCUUCGCUCUCGCAGCCCUCAGCUCUACAGCCUUGGCCAUCACAGGCUUCACAGGCUGCUCCGACUGCGCUGGCUUCGACCACGAUGACGUCUUCAACAGCUGCACCUCCGUCUGUCUCCAGGACGAGCAAGUCGAGCAGGCCGUCAAGCAAGGCUGCGUCGCGCGCUGUCACACAUAUGUACUUGACAAAGGCUGCUGCCCCGCUGGUAUCUGUCUCGGGAAGGGUCAAGUCCGGCGCUCGUAUCCUCCCAUGGUAGAAGUGGUGCCCAAUGUGGUUGAUGAGCUUAGCGAUGGGGUCUCGGAUGUUGGUGUGUUGGAAAAGGGCGUGGAGGUGGACUCUGGACUGUCUGAACUGGAGCUCGAUGAACGUGGUCUGGAGAAACGGGACUUUGCUGGAUGCUGUGCUGCUUGCACUGCAUUGGCGAUCGCAAGCAACCGUUGUCCGAACAGUCGCUUGAGCAUGGGACUCAAUAUGGCGUCUAUCGCUUGCAAGGCUGCAUGUCAAUCGAACUACGGCAGUGCAUACCAAUGUACGUAG
Molecule: messenger RNA, 555 nt
Organism: Fulvia fulva
Lineage: Eukaryota; Fungi; Ascomycota; Dothideomycetes; Mycosphaerellales; Mycosphaerellaceae
Exons: 2
Coding region: 1-555 (184 amino acids)
Source: RefSeq, a predicted model, not a curated record